CAUUUUUAAAUGUAUAUAUACGAGUAUUGACUCCAUUAUCAACAAACACCCGAAUAUUGCCGAAUCCAUCGAUAGCCAACGUACACGAUGAAUAAAAUAUUAUUCAUUUACGCUUUCUUUGGAAUUAUUUUGUUGUACAAUGUUGAUGGGGGUGUCGUAAGAAAAAGAAAAGACAUAAAGUUACCGGAUUGGUUGCCCAAUCCGUUGGAGUGGAAAGACGAUGCGGAGAAAAUAAUAAAUUCCAUGGGAUCUUUAAUAUCCCAUUUAGAAAACAGCAGCCCGAACAGAACUCUUGUAGCCGAAGACAUUCAGGGCAUUAUGCAGGUUAUUGAUAAAAUAAAAGGUACCCCAAUUGAUGGCGUUUUCAAAUCAGUGGUACAAGCAUUAAGUGAGUUAAAAUCGGCGGUGGAAAAUCCUUCGAACCAAGUCUACUUAGAUGCGUGUGGAAAUGCAUUGAAAGUUAUUAAACCGAUCUUGGAUGACAUUAAAAAAGAAAUAAAUAAUAUUUUAGAACCUUUUGGAGUGCAAAUAUAAAUAUUGAUUUAUAUGUAGAGAAAACAAAUAAAUCAAUAGCAAUUAUCCAAAAAUUCAUGUAUAAUAUCAAUAUAUAUAUAUUCUCUAUAUAUACAAGUAACUAUAAAUGUUAUUUAAAAUAGUUGAUUUAUUUCUAAUUCCUUUGUAAAGAUAAAAUAGUUAUAUCUGUGUAAAUG
Molecule: messenger RNA, 710 nt
Organism: Centruroides sculpturatus (bark scorpion)
Lineage: Eukaryota; Metazoa; Arthropoda; Arachnida; Scorpiones; Buthidae
Exons: 3
Coding region: 88-534 (148 amino acids)
Source: RefSeq, a predicted model, not a curated record